AAAGUCGUCCUUCUUGACGUCAUCUUCCUUCUUGAAGUCGUCGUUCCAGCGUAUGGAUCCAAGCGUAUGGAACCGCAAGAGCUUGCUUGCAAAAUCGUAUAUAGGCGAGCAUCUGUUGGAUUUGUAAGCAUGGAUCGCUCCGUUACAUCUCGGUGGCGUAAGAAUGAAACUUGAGCGCUCGGGAUCGUUCGUAUGCUCAAGUAAGAAGGCCAUCUAUUUACAGGGAGGGUCUCAGACCCAUCUCUCGGUCUCUCGGGCUGGGUGACGUGAGCGAGGCUCGUAAAACUAGCGGCCUUUCGAACUCCGGAUUGACAGCGACAGCAUGGAGAGAAGUCAUGGGAUGUCAACUGUGGCCCUGUUUCUCAGUGCCCUGUGUAUCGUCUCGUCGGGAUGCUGCAGCCCUGUGAACGCCAUGAAGAUGAAGAAAGUCAACUUCACGUACUACUUGCACGACGAUUUCGUGCCGCCAGACGUCACCGCUGUAGCAGUGGCCGGCGCCAACGCCAGUGUCACGGGCCCAUCUGCACUCGGCGAUGUCACCGUCUUCGACAGCAUUCUGAGGGAGACAGCUUCCAAUGCUUCAGCUCAGAUCGGGCACCACUCGGGCUUACUAGUAUCGCUCAGUGAUCCACGAGAGAAGUUCAUUACCUUCGUGACUUCGAUCACCAUCCCCGGCUACUCUGGAACCUUGUCAGGCUCCUGCAGGAUCAACUUCACCGCCCCAUCUUGGGAGGAGGCAAUCAACUCUGGCACGGGCUCCUUCGAAGGAGCAAGAGGCCACUUGACAGUCAGCGCCGUCUCUCUCACUCCAACUUUCCCCGUUCUCAAGUACAAAGCAUAUCUGAUACUUCCUCAUCACUAGAGCUCAUCUCAUCAUUUGCAAGGCAUUCGAACGGAGCAACGCUGCGGACAUAUCGUUGCUACGACUUCAUCGUACAUACAUCAUGAACAUAAAUAGACUGUACACCAAGGUAUGGAUUUUAUUUGUUGGGUCAGAAAGUAUUGUGAGAGGAGGGGAUGAUGGUUUUUUGAAAUAAUGAAAAAGAAAGCAAUAUGAAGAUGUUUGCGGAGGGUUCUACUUACAUACCCGGAUCUGGGAUUUGAUUUUUCUUGAAUAACCAAAGGCAGCUAAAGUCAAAGCGAAAGAUGUUGUUCAAGCCAUAUGUUUCAAGAGAUCCAAGACCAAGUGUGCAAUUACGAGGAUCUAGAGCAGAAAGUAGAAUGGUCAAAUAUUACUACAUGUGAUAGUAUCGGUGAGUUUCCAUUCCAGUUUCCAUGAGUUUCCUUCUGCAAGUCACCCGUAAUUAAUUUUGUUUCAAGAGCCUCGAGAUAUAGUGAGUUCUUCUGAUAACUGAAUAAAGCUUCACGUACAGAGCAGAUGUUUUUGUAAUAAAACAAUACCAAUUUGACACCUC
This is a messenger RNA of Marchantia polymorpha subsp. ruderalis, 1415 nucleotides long. The record is from the annotation of a GenBank genome assembly. Lineage: Eukaryota; Viridiplantae; Streptophyta; Marchantiopsida; Marchantiales; Marchantiaceae.